Molecule: messenger RNA, 2188 nt
Organism: Helicoverpa armigera (cotton bollworm)
Lineage: Eukaryota; Metazoa; Arthropoda; Insecta; Lepidoptera; Noctuidae
Gene: Dh44-R2
Product: diuretic hormone receptor
Exons: 12
Coding region: 738-2039 (433 amino acids)
Biological process (GO): adenylate cyclase-modulating G protein-coupled receptor signaling pathway; cell surface receptor signaling pathway
Cellular component (GO): plasma membrane
Molecular function (GO): diuretic hormone receptor activity; peptide hormone binding; G protein-coupled peptide receptor activity
Source: RefSeq, a predicted model, not a curated record
CCCCUACAGUCUUGCGUCUGAACAUGUCAGUGCAUUUCCAACGGUGACGGGACGCGGCCGUGCUCACGCCCGCCGCCUAACUCGCGCGAUCCACGCAAACUUGCAAACUUAUCGAGAUAUUAACUAAAUAAUCACAAAUAUCUAACAAUAAUAUAAAGUGAACAGUGAGUGCUAGUGCAUUAUAGUGAAGUUCCCUAACAACAAUUGGUACGAGGUUUCCAUUUCUUGAGGUUGCACGGACAACAAGGCUUAAAUGGGGCGAAGGAAAUUAAAUUAAAAACUAAAGUUCCUUGCACGAUACGCAAAUACUGGCACAGACUGCCGAUGUUUGCUCUGGGAACGUUAUCACUUGAUAAGUUAGAACACAAGCCGCGUGCAAACAACGUUAUCAUGGUAACGUUCUUGCCGGGGACUCGGCGCCGCUGCACAGACUCCGCUCCGCUGAGGCGCGCAGAACAACACACCUGAGACACGGGACUGUCUCGUCUUCCACGCCAGCGAAUGGCGCAAUGGAACUACAGCACAGAUAGUGUGACAGUGACAAUUAAUGUGACUAAGUGUUAAUGUUAGUGUAAAUAGGCAAGCCAAAGAACAAACCAAAGCUAAUUAGCUCAAAUUCCUAGUCGAGAGAGAUUUAAGCCGUCAAGCUGGAGGACCUAACGACGUUCGAGAAUACAGAAACAGAUAAUGUCAGUGCGAAGGUGGCGGAGUGCCUGGCGAAGAAUGAGAACCUGUCGAUGCAGGAGUACUGUCCUGCGUACUACGACGGGUUGCUGUGCUGGGACCCGACGCCCUGGAACACGCAGGCCAUCCAGCGCUGCUUCAGCGAGUUCCACGGCGUCCAGUACGAUGACACACAGAAUGCCUCCCGCUGGUGCAUGGACGGCGUUUGGCGCAACUACUCGAACUACGCGAACUGUACGGAACGCAUCGCUAACGUGUCACCGACUGACGUCACGAGCCUCAUCUACCUCGCGGGCUACUCGCUCAGCCUCGCUGUGUUAUCGCUUGCGGUGUUCGUGUUCCUUUAUUUCAAAGACCUGCGAUGUCUAAGGAAUACUAUACAUACCAACCUUAUGUCUACGUAUAUUCUGUCUGCCUGCAGUUGGGUGUUAAACUUAGCUUUACAAAAUUGGUCCGACGAGGCCCAGCAAGAUCAAACGUCGUGUAUGAUUCUGGUCAUAUGUAUGCACUAUUUUUACCUCACUAAUUUCUUCUGGAUGCUUGUGGAAGGGCUUUAUCUGUACAUGCUGGUAGUGGAAACUUUCACAGCUGAAAACAUUAAACUGAAGGUGUAUACCACUAUUGGAUGGGGGGCUCCAGCAGUGUUCCUCACAGUAUGGGUGAUAUGCAGGUGUUUCGUGAACGUUGUGCCUUCCAACGGAGCUGAUGGGCUGGCCUUAGCAGGGGAGACAAAGAUGUGCAUCUGGAUGCACGAGCACCAGGUGGACUGGAUACACAAGGCUCCGGCGCUGGCGGGGCUCGCCCUCAACCUCUUCUUCCUUAUUAGGAUUAUGUGGGUAUUAAUCACGAAGCUCCGAUCAGCAAAUACCCUGGAAACAGAACAGUAUAGGAAGGCAACGAAAGCGCUUCUAGUCCUGAUCCCACUACUGGGCAUCACCAACCUUCUCGUGCUGUGUGGGCCGAGUGACGACUCCUGGUUCGCGCAUGCCUUCGACUAUACAAGAGCACUCAUGCUUUCCACACAGGGUUUCACAGUGGCACUAUUCUACUGCUUCAUGAACACUGAAGUACGCCACGCGAUCAGAUACCACGUGGAAAGGUGGAAAACUGGCAGGACCAUCGGCGGAGGUAGGAGACGAGGCGCCUCCUACUCCAAGGACUGGUCUCCUAGAUCCAGGACUGAGAGCAUACGGUUGUACAGCCACCCAUCUAAACGCGAGUCGGCUGCUUCGGAGACCACCACCACGACUCUGCUGGUGCCAAGAACUUCUCUCUUGCCUCCCCUUGAUGGCAGGCAUCUGCAUGCUGAUUACAUCACGAGCGGGAGCGCGAGCGGCGACCAGUCCCCGGUGUGAGGCGGGGGGCGGGGGAGGCUGCCGCGCCUGCGCACCCUGCCCGAGGAGGACGCCCCCUCUGUCGCCUCUCUCGCCUCCCCCGCCUCGACGUCCCCCAAACAGCCUGACAACACCAUCUCCAUCCUCCCAAACCCUAACUACCACAACGG